Molecule: messenger RNA, 2161 nt
Organism: Larimichthys crocea (large yellow croaker)
Lineage: Eukaryota; Metazoa; Chordata; Actinopteri; Sciaenidae
Gene: c1galt1c1
Product: C1GALT1-specific chaperone 1
Exons: 2
Coding region: 204-1163 (319 amino acids)
Molecular function (GO): N-acetylgalactosaminide beta-1,3-galactosyltransferase activity
Source: RefSeq, a predicted model, not a curated record
CAGCUGAGUCACAUGACCUCAGAGAGCGGAUGCGGACGUGGGACCGUGUAAUGUCAGUGUGGAGCAUAAACACACCGGGCUGUUAAUAAACUUACUGACGGGUGUAAUCUCUCUGGACUGGUGAAGCAGGAGCUGGAAGACAAGGGAAAAGACAGGCGACGUCCGACACGGCAGCAUUAAUCCAGCUAGUGUCGGCUGCCAAAAUGUUGUCCGAAGGAGGCUCUUUCAUGAAGGGGAUGGUCAUGGGAGGCCUGUUCUGCUUGGUGCUGUCAUUCCUGGGUAGUUUCAGCCCCGGCCUGGAGUCCAGUACAGACGACCAUCAUCAUCAUCAUCAUCACGUCAAGGCCCAGAGUAAUGAUGAGCUGACACACUUCUCUGACAGUCAGAUGCAACAGUUGAUCAGUGAAGUCCGGGUCUCUUGCAUCAUCAUGGUCCAGCCCAAGAUUCUUGUUUAUUGGGCCACUGCUGUUGACACCUGGAGCAAACACUGUGAUAAGGCUGUGUUUUACACCUCUGAGUCCUCUAAGGCUCUCGAGGCAGUUGACCUGAAUGAAAAAGAUGAGUGGGCAAGGUUACGUAAAGCUCUGAAGCAUGCUUAUGAGAACGCUGGAGACCUGCGCUGGUUCUUUGUGGCGCAACCCACCACGUUUGCCAUCAUCGAGAACCUCAAAUACCUGGUGCUCACAAAAGAUGCAAGCCAGCCCUUCUACCUGGGUAACGUUAUGAAGUCUGGGGAGCUUGAGUACGUAGCGUAUGAUGGUGGCAUUGUUCUAAGUUAUGAAGCGCUGAAAAGGUUAGUACACGUGUUCCAGGAUGAAGCCAAAUGUCCAGAAAGAGGACGUGCCCUGUGGAAGCUGAGUGAGGAGAAGCAGGUAGCCGUGUGUCUCAAAUAUACAGGCGUCUUCGCAGAGAACGGAGAAGAUGUGCACGGAAAGGGAGUGUUCAACAGCAAGAGCGUGGACAGCCUGAUAACGGACAGCAUGAAGGACAAUCCCACCAAUGUAGUGGAGGGCUGCUGCUCGGACAUGGCAGUCACGUUCAAUGGGAUGUCACCGAAUCAGAUGCAGGUUAUGAUGUUUGGAGUAUACAGACUUCGGCCUUACGGUCAUGAUUUUCAUGACUCAUUAACAUUUUACCCUCCUGAAGGCUCAGACAACGACUAGAGACUCAUUCCUUCAAACUGGAUGUGGUAUUUUAAAUUUCUUUGCUUCUAUGAUGGCAAAUUUAACUUUGGGGAGAUUCUUUACUUCUAUGCUGUUUGUAAAACUGGAUCCUGGGUUGAGAAAAACAAUUUUAUGUAAUUUUAAACAUUUUGCACUUGGAAUAAUCAGUAAUCAGCACCCCCUGUUCCUCUUUGUGGUGUAGGAGUCGAGGGGUGUGCUGUUUACCGUCUGACAUGAGAGGAUUAUCUGGAAGUUCUGGUUUCUGUGUUGUUGUGCAUCUUAAUUGUUUGACAUUUUGUGGUGUUUAAGCUGCAUUAGAGUUACUGAGUGGUACCAUUUUCUGAAUAUGACAAAUUUCUCAUAUUAUUUAACUGCUUGAUGAUUUUAACCACUUUUAAUUACUUUUUUUGUGUUUGUUUUUUUGUGUUUUGUUUUUUGUGUUUUAAUCUCUGAGAAUACAUCACCCAGUUGAUUUUAAUUUUUUUUAAUAAAUAUUAAGUCCAACAUAUCAUGGCCUAGCCCAGCUCUAAAUGAAGCCCAUUUCUGGCCACAUUCUGCUUUGUUAUCUCCACAUACAAAGAAUUGGUCUUUACAACUAAAUGGAAAAUAAUAAAUUCUAUACCUCAAUGCUGACUAAUGGUUAAAUUACAUUUCUUCCGUCACACAUAAAAAAAAAACAACUUUUUCUACUGAUUUAAAAAAAUACAGGGAUGUCAAGGCUGACCUGAUGAGGUGACUUUUUGAAGGACUAUUAAAGGGUGGGAAUGUGGAUGAAGGUGUGUUAUACUGUGAAUUACUUUUGGUACCAGGAAAGCUUUGUACAGUUUAAGAACAGCUGAACAAUUUUUAUAUAGAACUGUAAAUUGUAAACUGUGGCCACCAUUUUAUAUUCUGCUUUGAUUAAUAGUAAUUCUGGUGACCACUGUGUGAAUCUUAACGAAUUAUGUACUGUAUAUUCAUGUUUUGCUACAAGAAUAAAACAUUGCAGUUCUAUCUGA